AUGCCAUGCCGGCCCAGGGCAUCUAUAGUACUGAGCCAUGCAUGUUACAUAAGGGUGACCGAGAUUCUGCAGUCGAGGGUAGGACAUGUGCUUCUGCGGCGCCAGCAGCUACAGCAUGCUCAGCCCAGGCUGGUGAUGAAGUAUCCACAGCAGCACAGUCGGAGCCCAAGCGAGUUGCAGCAUCAGUCGGCAGAUCCCACAGAUUCACUGCGACACCGUUACUGCUAUUCAGAACUUCGGCUGAGCAUGGGCGGCUGCCGCAUGAGCUGCUACGCAUCUGCUUCUGCUACUUGCAUCGUGCUUCGCUUGGUCUCGUCGCGUGCUUUACAGGUCACAGCUGCAGAGGGCCUUGCGCAGAAUGGUUGCCGAAUCACCUGGGCAGCCCUUCGAGUCGCUUUGUUAUGA
Symbiodinium natans is the source of this 405-nucleotide messenger RNA. The record is from the annotation of a GenBank genome assembly. NCBI's taxonomy places the organism in Eukaryota, Dinophyceae, Suessiales, Symbiodiniaceae.